UCAGCCCUCUAACCUUUCAUGGCGGAGGGAAAUCUAUGGUACUUGCAACGGCAUGCCCUUUUAGCCUCUCAUGGCGGGACAAGGGACGAUGGUGCUGAGCAGCUUCCACUGCGCUUUUCCAGAUUGUUCUCCUGCAUAGAAACCUGUAGAUUCAAGAAUCCGUAACUUGGCAUAAUGCAUUUCCAGGAAUCAGGAGCUAGCGUUGAAAACGCUUCCAUAGGAAUCUCCAGGAAAGAGAGUGGUAGACGGCGGAAGCACGAAGAGCUGACGCCGUUCCACUGCUGUUCUUCCAGGAACAGAGAGAAGGACGAGAAAUGUCCUGCAUUUCCUGGUGUUUGUUUCUCUCGUUUUCUUUGCUUUCUGAAUAAAAAACGUUGGUUAGGGUUUUUAGAAUUGUCCAAGAGAGCCUGUGAAAGAAAUAUAUAUGGAAAAUGGUGGGCAAGUCCUCCAAUCAUGCUGCUGGAGGGUAUCGCAAAAGAGGUGUUGGUAUGACAUCUUUGAAACUACAGGGACAGCUUCCUUCAACAUACAAAUUUCAUUUAAUUGCAAGUAAGCAAUGUUGCAGCCACGUGCAGUUUCCAAUAAAAUCAAUAAAAAAGUAUCCUAUAUUGCUUGCCAAGUUACCUGAGGAAGAUGAUCCUGAAUGCAAUAGUUGGAAGAUGUAUGCAUUCCAUGAUACCCUAAAUGCCGUUAAUCGGACCUUGGCAAUGAAUCUAAAUGAAGGAAAUGCUUAUGCUCAACCUGAUAAAUCAGGUCGUGGAUCAGUUGAAGUUUCAGAAUUGAUUCCUUCUUAUGGGCAUUGUCUUCCUGAACUCCCAACAAAUCGUUUACUUAGCCUUCUUGAGAAGUUGAAAGCUGUGCAUCUGCAUUUAUUAGCUGCAGAACAUUGGAAUGCUUCUCAUCUCAGGCUAUGCCACAGAAAUUAUGUCGUCAGUGCAACAAACUUGACCCAUUACUUGGCCUUAAAAUGUCUUCACCUCCAGCAACUUCAAGAAGAUCUCUCUUCCAUUGGCCUUCUAACCCUGGAAUUUAUAAACUCCCAUGUUCUUGCAAGUAUUGGUACAAGCAUUCAGCUACUGCAUCACCUGUUAUCAAAUUCUCUUGAAAGCAAAGAUUCUGCAACCUAUCUGGAUAGGAAUGGUUAUAGUCCUACAGAGAGAAGUGAAAAUGCGGUAAACUUCGCCAUUAGUACCAUGAAGAAAAGGGUAUCCGUUCAUAAUACAGCAUUGUUUGGCGAAUGCCUCGAUAAGCGAACAGGACAAAUCAUGGUUACCAUUGGAAAAGAAGUUGUAAAAGAUGAAAUACUUGUAAAGAAUCUUCUCAAAGCUGGAACAAACGUAAUUCGCAUCAACUGUGCGCAUGAUGACCCGAAUGUGUGGAGAGAGAUUAUUAGAAUAGUGAAACACAACUCCCACUUGUUGGAAAAGCCAUGCCGUAUUCUCAUGGACCUUGCUGGGCCAAAGCUCAGAACUGUCUUAUUGAGAACACAUUCAAAUAUGGUUAAACUGUCCCCAAAGAAGGAUUCUUCUGGUAAUGUGGUCUUCCCAGCUCAGGUUUGGUUGUGCUUUGAUGGAAGUAAUCCUCCUGCUGGUCUAUCUACGAAUGCAAUUAUUUGGAUACAGAAGAGCUUUUUCAAUAAGCUCAAAAUGGGUGAUUAUGUGAGCUUCGUUGAUGUUAGAGGUAGAAAGCGGGUGUUAAAAGUUUUGAAGAAGUCUAUUCUGUCUACUGAGUAUGGUUGCAUUGCAGAGUGUUUGCAAACUGCAUAUAUAAAAGUGGACACAGAAUUGUCUGUAAAGAAAAAGAAAGGAGAAUUUGUUGGAAGGGUAAUAAAGGUUCUAGCUAAUCAACAUUUUGUUAGAUUAAAAGUAGGAGAUCUGCUUACUAUUUUUAGAAGCUCUUCCUCUUAUCUCAAUGAAUUGAGUAGCACAACAUUGGGUUCAACGAAGAUAACUUGUUCUUCUGAUCAUAUUUUCGAAUCUGUCGAACAAGGUGAGCCCAUUUUAUUCGAUGAUGGAAAGAUUUUGGGGAAGGUACGCGAAGUGAACGCUAAUUGGGCAACUGUUGUGGUAACUCACGCUAGACCCAAGGGUUCUAAGCUUGGGUCAGGCAAAUCCAUCAACAUUCCCAAGAGCAGGGUGCAGCUUAAAGGCCUGACUCCGAAAGAUCUCCUCGACCUCGACUUUGUUGGCUCUAACGCCGACAUGGUAGGCAUUUCAUUCAUUCGAAAUGUCGAUGACAUAGUUAUUGUUCAACAUGAGUUAGAGAAAAGAAAUCUAACAAAAUUGGGGAUUGUACUGAAGAUUGAAACCAAGGAUAGUUUGCAGAGGCUACCUUCAUUGUUAUUUCAAGCAAUGCAAACCUCAAAUCCUCUUGGAGUAAUGAUUGCUAGAGGUGACCUUAUGGUAGAAUGUGGAUGGGAUCAGUUGGGUGAAAUCCAAGAGGAGAUCUUGUCCAUCUGCAGUGCUGCACACAUUCCUGUAAUCUGGGCAACCCAGGUUCUUGAAUCCUUAGUCAAAUUUGGCUUUCCUACUCGAGCUGAAAUCACGGAUGUCUUCAAAGCUAUGGGGGCAAGCUGUAUUAUGUUGAACAAAGGAGACAAUAUUGUGCAAGCUGUUACAGCUUUGAAUUCUCUUCUGAGCAAUAGAUCUAGUAGUGAACGAUGAUACUGAAUCCAUCGUUCCACUUGCAUAGACUCGUUGGAUAAGAAGGCCUUAGAGUUGCCUUUGCAAGAUCAAUUUUUCCACUAUCCUAUAUUAAGUUCAUCAGUGUGUGUAUAUAGAGUAGUUUUAGAUGUCAGUAAUAUUAACCUAUAUGGUUCUUCCUGAACCGAUUUUGUAUUGUUUAGGUUUUUGCAGUUACCGAAGAAUUCAAUACCUAAAGAAGCUAGUAAAAUUCAAAUUGG
Molecule: messenger RNA, 2902 nt
Organism: Dendrobium catenatum
Lineage: Eukaryota; Viridiplantae; Streptophyta; Magnoliopsida; Asparagales; Orchidaceae
Product: plastidial pyruvate kinase 4, chloroplastic-like
Exons: 4
Coding region: 432-2663 (743 amino acids)
Biological process (GO): glycolytic process
Cellular component (GO): cytoplasm
Molecular function (GO): pyruvate kinase activity; magnesium ion binding; potassium ion binding
Source: RefSeq, a predicted model, not a curated record